AUGUUCGACAGAUUCGGUAGCAUACCGCCUCCGCAUCCUGCCCUCGACCCCAAUACCCAUCUCAUUCCGGGUCUCAAAGCUUUCAUCAAAGCAGGCGCCCAUGUUCCAACGAACCUGUCGACGAAUGACCUGACAGUAGCGACGGCUCAAACAUGGCUCAAGACACAAGACCCUCUGACGCUCUCGCUCGUGCUAUGCUUCUGGUCGAGCGUCGUGACAUGGUUCUUGGGUGAAGUGACUGGCAACGUCUCUCAGGUCGAUCGUAUCUGGACGUUCAUGCCGGUCAUCUAUUCUGCCAUCUUGACCCUGCACCCUCACUGGCAAUCGUACGACUUCAAGCUCUUCACCCUCCCUAAACUCUCGUGGUCGAGUCGCGCUAGCUGGGACAAGAACUUCGUCGAUCUCCUCGUGCCAUCUGGCGUCGACCCCAGAAUGAUGCUCAUCUUGCUCUUACAAGUCCUCUGGUCGCUUAGACUCACCUCCAAUGCCAUCCGACGCGGUUUCUUUGACCCGCGUACCGAAGACUACAGAUGGCCUUUCAUACGCGAACGCUUCCCAGGUGGCAAGCUGUCCUUCAAAGUCUUCAAUCUCGUCUUUAUCGCCUUUAUACAGAACAUCAUCCUCAUGGCCACCGCGCUUCCGCAAUACGUUCUGCUCACUUCCCGCGCGUCUGCACAUCCUACACACGCUGCGCCGGCACUCGGCCGAACGGAUCUCAUCCUCACCGGCUGGUACCUCGUCAAUCUCUACCUCGAAUUCGUAGCAGACAAUCAGCACCAACGCUACCAGAACUGGAAGCAUGGCAGCGGUAGAGAAGGUCGUCCCGGUCAGGUCGGCAAGACGGCGCGUCAGAUGCAAAUCGACGAGGGACGUCUCCGUCGAGGCUUCUGCACUGAAGGCUUAUGGGCAUACUCGCGUCAUCCCAACUUCUUGUGCGAGCAAACGGGCUGGUUCAUUCUCUACCUGUUCUCUGUACACGCGACCGUCUCGCCAACGGUCAUCAACACCGUCUACAAAUCCUUCGAUGCCGCUUUGACAACACGUUCGAUCGAUCCGGUCAAAGCAAUCGCGCACAGCGCUUGGCCACACUUCUUCACCUUUGCACUGGCUGGCCCGCUCUCCAUGUGGAUGAUCUUUGCCGGUUCGACUUGGCUCACCGAGCUCAUCAGCUCUCGAAAAUAUCCGCUCUACAAGCAGUAUCAACGUCGUGUCGGCCGAUUCACGCCCGACGGCACCCUUCUCAAGUCUAUCUGGCUUCUGCUCACCGGUAGCUACGGCAAAGUCACGGAAGACGUGUUCGGGCAAGCCCCCAAGCAGAUCAAAUCGCAAUAAACAAUCCGGAAAAGCAUCUAUGCAUCUACAACCGUGGCUGCUGUACAAUGUGGAAUAGUCUAUCGUGCGAGGAGGAUCAGUGUUUGCUGUCCGCAUAGAACUUGCGUGCGUUGGCCGUCGUGACGCUGAGCGAGCGUUUGUGCGAGUGUCGAUUCACGUAUCGGUCUUCUUCCGCUGUCUGUCGAGGUGGCGAGCGGACUGGUGUAGCAGAUGGCGCGGCUGCCUUUUUCGACAUUGACCACGUAUACAUGAUCGAGCCGGCGAGAAUAGCGACGAUGCCGGACGCGCGACCCGAGGUCAGCUGGUCGUUGAAGAGCCAGCAACCCAG
Messenger RNA from Mixia osmundae IAM 14324, 1660 nucleotides. RefSeq lists its product as uncharacterized. Lineage: Eukaryota; Fungi; Basidiomycota; Mixiomycetes; Mixiales; Mixiaceae. The transcript is spliced from 7 exons. Gene Ontology annotation, cellular component: membrane. Bases 1 to 1332 code for a protein of 443 amino acids. The record is from RefSeq and is a predicted model, not a curated record.